Parasteatoda tepidariorum (common house spider) is the source of this 2559-nucleotide messenger RNA. RefSeq names its product mitochondrial nicotinamide adenine dinucleotide transporter SLC25A51. NCBI's taxonomy places the organism in Eukaryota, Metazoa, Arthropoda, Arachnida, Araneae, Theridiidae. Gene Ontology annotation, cellular component: mitochondrion. Gene Ontology annotation, molecular function: NAD transmembrane transporter activity. The record is from RefSeq and is a predicted model, not a curated record.
UCCAGUCUCAAAUGAGACUGUGCAUUUUACUAAGCUGUCGUUAUUUUUCUUUUUAUACGGUAAGCUAUAAGUUUUGAUGUCUCAACUUGUGCAGACGACGAGAUGAGUAUACUGCAAUAAAUAAAUAAUGCAUUAAUUAUGUUUUAUAUUCAUGUUUGUUCCGUUUAUACGUGCAAAAAUCAUUAUCAUUGUUUCCUAAAAAAUAUAGUUAUUAAUACAAUAUUUUAAUGUACUCUCGAUUGAUCGAAAUCUUCUGGAAGCAAAAUAAUUCUUAUAUCAUGUGGAUGCAGGAAAAAAUACUUUUGACAAUUUAAUACUUAUAAAUUGAGUAAUGUGUUGUACCAACAAAAUGGUGAUUGAAUCCACAUCUAGAAGACAGAUACAAUCGGAUAUCAGUUUUUCUCCUAAAAACUUGAAAAAUUAUGAAGAAUUUAUUUGCGGUUUUGGAUCCGGAUUUGUAAAUAUAGUCAUAACCUUUCCUAUUAACAAAAUUAUGUUUCGCCAAAUGCUACAUGGUGUAAACUCCCAGCUUGCAUUGAAUCAAAUUAAAAAGGAAGGUUUGCAAUUCUUGUAUAGAGGAUGCUUUCCCCCAUUAUUACAAAAAACUACAAAUGUUUCUUUGAUGUUUGGUUCACUGAAAGCGUAUAAAAGCCAUUUAUCUGAAUCUUUUCCAUCUCUGAAUAGUUUUAUUAUUCUCUCUGUUGCGGCAACUUUAGCAGGUGGCACAGAAGCACUUCUUACUCCACUAGAAAGGGUUCAAACUUUGUUACAAGAUGGACAUUAUAAUAAUAAGUUUAAGAAUACUUAUCAUGCCUUUGCAGAAAUGAGAAAGUGUGGUUUUAAGGAAUACUAUAGGGGAUUAACGCCUAUUUUAUUUCGUAAUUCAGGAUCUAAUAUAGUAUUCUUUGGCUUGAGAGAUCAAGUUAGAGAUUUUUUGCCACAUUCUCAUUCUACGCUUGAAAAUGUGUUACAUGAUUUUGUCACUGGUGCUGUGGUAGGAGCUUUGACUAGUACAAUAUUUUAUCCAGCCAAUGUUAUAAAAACUAAAAUGCAAGUAUGCUACAACGCUCCCUUUAUGACUUUUUCUCAAGCCUUUAAGCAAACAUAUGAAGAGAGAGGAAGGAGUAUAAGAAAAAUGUACAUGGGGGUCCAUAUCAACUAUAGUAGAGCCUUUAUUUCAUGGGGUAUUAUUAAUGCCUCCCAACAAUUGUUAAAGAAGUAUUUUUUUAGUGGUGAAAAAAAUUCUUGAUGUAAAUUCAAUUGAGAAUGCUAGAUAUUUUUCUUAAAUUAUUUUGUUUUGUUAAGAAUCUUUAUUUUAAUAGUAUUUGUUUUUAUUUAAUUAAAAUUGUUAUUGUCAAUUUUAUUUAUUAAAUAAAACAGAAAGAAAUUGACCCUAUUUUAUCCCUACAAUACAGAGGUUUUAAUUCUCUGAAAAUGGUGACUUUUGCAGACUUUUUUUAAAAUUAAAACAUACUCUAAACAUUUCAUUUUAAUUAUUGUGGGAUGCCUAAUUUAUGUUUGUACAAAACUAUUUUUUUAAAAAAAAAAACAGUCUGUAGCUUUAUUGUUGUAAAGGGAUAAAAAAAAUUGUCUCUCACAAUUUCAAAAGAUUUUAUUAAAUUUUGAAUAUUCUUUAUGUAUAUUUGAAUAUUCUUUUAUCAUUAUUAUAAUAAUUGUAGUGCAAUAAAUACCUCUACUAUACAUCUAGCACAAAUAUAAAAUCUGCUUAUGAAAAAGAUGAAAAGCAUCAUACUGUUGUUUUUAUUCAAUUUCAGUAUAGUCUUUCGUUUUAAAUAUCAUUUGUUAUAGUCAAUACCAAUUUGCUUAAAGAAAUUCCUAGUUAACAUGCUUUUUAGUAUGGUUUGUUGUUUCGUUCUCCUUGCUAUCCCUUUUUUGUUUAAAGCCCAGUUAAGCUACUCAUAAUGUGAGUAGUUAGAUGUCAUUAUUCCUGUAUUUUCUUACUAUAGAAUUUUUUUAGGUACUUUUUGGUUAAUUGGAAACUAGCGAAAAGUCGUCAACAUUUUUUAUUUUCUCUUACUAUUUUUUAUUUAAUUAAUUUUUUUUAAAGACUGAACAAAAUGGAUAUUCACAAAAGAAUAAAAAUAUGGAAAAAAUUGUUAAAUCUCUUUGCUCCAACUAGCCAGAAAGUACCUGUUUUAUUAUACAUUUAUUAGUUAAUGACAUUUACUUCACAAUUAAAAAGCUUAUAGAAAAUCAAAAUUUGCAGUGCUUCAAAAAUAAAAACACAUUUACAAUGCUUUUAUUUAUAUUACAUCAAUUCAAAAAUAUGGAGCAUGUUGUUUUCUGGAUAUUAGAAGAUUUUGCAUUAAUUUCUUUUUUUAUCUUUAUUUUUGUACCAAUUGUAGUAAUUUUUCUAUAUACCUCUGCUUCCUUACUGCAUCUUUUGUUCCUAGUUCUGUAAAACAUAGUCACUGCUACCACUUAAUUGUAAUUACAAUGUUGUGUAAGUGUUUAUUUAUGGUUAUAUUCUUUUAUGUUUUUGUUGUAAUAGUUUUGUUUCACUGACUUAUUAUAAAGUGUGACUUAAUCUCAUAAUUU